AUUUUACUACUUAAACGUUUGUUUGUGAAAUACGCAUAAUUUUUGGCAAUAAUUCUAGUUCCAAAAAAAAAAUAAAUAAUAAAAAACAAAUAAAAUGAGUGAACCAUCUACGCCAAACACACCUGGAAGUCAAGCGCUUGUGAAACUUAAGGAACGUGACAAGGGUUUGCAAGACUUCAAAGUUCCUCUGUCCGGAGCAGUGCGCAAAAAAACGAAACAAAAAAUACUCACAGAGGAAAUGUACAUCGAAGAGCUUUCUAAAAUUAUUCAACGGGAUUUCUUUCCACAUUUGGACAAAUUGCGUGCACAGAAUGACUACUUGGACGCGAUGGAGCGUAAAGACUAUGCACAAAUGGAAGCAAUACGGGCCAAAUACAGUGGUCGCAGACCAACCGACAGAAGCUCUAUGUCUCCAGCUACAUUUGAGACACCAGCAAGUGCGAAUGGAAUUGUGACACCGCGACAUGAUAGCAAUGAUGUUUCAGACACACCCAAAUCCACUCUAUCCAUUUCUUCUAAAACAUCAAGAAUAGACGUGGGAAUUAAGUCUAUAUCAGACAAACAUUCAUUGGAUUCAUUUUUACAGCAUUACACCAGCGAGGACAAUUAUAGUUUCCAAGAAAUCAUAGAUACUGCUGACGAGAAAUUGCGACAAAAGUUUGCCGUGCUUUAUAAUGAAGAAAAGUUGUCAGCCGAUAAAUUAGCACGCGCUUUAACUUUGCCAUCAAUUGAAAAACAGUUUGAAGAACCCGAUCCUUUAAGAAAGAUUGAAACUUGGUCAUACACAAAUAAAAACUCCAUUAUGUACAUCCCCGAUGGUGUAGAUCUUACCGAGAGAGAACGUGUGGAAGCUGCAAAAAGGCGCGAAAUAAUAAAGCACAAUGCUACACGCCUCAAUUCAAAUCCUUUUGCUGAAACAGCUAAUCAAAAGGCAAACAGCGAAUUAGUUAAAUCCCAAUCACAAGCGCUUAUGAAUAAAAUUGGCUUAGAUGGCAACGUCAUAACACCCGGAAACGAGAGUGAAGGUCCUCAAGUGCGUGGUUUCAGUCUAGUGAAAACGCCUUCGCCACGGCCAGGUGAAGCAUUUUCACCACUCAUGACUUGGGGUGAAAUUGAAGGUACACCCUUUCGGCUAGAUGGUUCUGACACACCAGUACGUCCAAAUGUGGGACCUGCUUUCACAAUUACUGAAAAUUCACGACGUGAAAAUAUUGCUUUGGCUUUGGCUGAAAAAGUUGGUGAAAAGAUGCGUGCGCAAAAGCAAAGGGCCGCUGAUACAGCACGUAAGAAUAUUAAUUCACCAUUCAUACGUUCAAAUAUGGAACGAUUGGCAUCAAUGUCACCGGCAGCAAGACGACUAGCCACUUCCAAAUUAGGUUUAAAUACAACGCCGCUUAUGCCCACACCACAACGUACACCAGGCAAAGUUAUGCACAGAGCCGCACCAAUGCCAAAAGCCCGUAAAACACCAUCAGGUAGCGCUGGCACCAACUCCGCGCCAAGCACGCCGAAACAGAUUAGUAGUGGCAAAUCAACAUUAACCGAUGAUUUGCUGAAAAUUCCUACAAAACGAUUGCGUGCCUCAGAUUUCUUUUAAACUGGUGCAAAGCAUAUUUGCGGAAAUGAAUGGAAAUUAUAUAAAUUAGUUUGCAAGUAAGCGUACAAAAGCGAAUGUGUGGUAACAUAGGACAAGUUUACUAAAACACUAAUAAGCAUAUUUAAGAAUAAAAAUAAUUGAUGAAAUAAGUAACGAUAGUUGACUAAAAUCCUUGAAACUAAAUUAUUAUAAAUAUAAUUGUUUUGAUAAAUAAAACAAAUUUAUAUUAAG
Molecule: messenger RNA, 1828 nt
Organism: Bactrocera tryoni
Lineage: Eukaryota; Metazoa; Arthropoda; Insecta; Diptera; Tephritidae
Gene: Es2
Product: splicing factor ESS-2 homolog
Exons: 3
Coding region: 95-1597 (500 amino acids)
Cellular component (GO): catalytic step 2 spliceosome
Source: RefSeq, a predicted model, not a curated record